Malaya genurostris is the source of this 1219-nucleotide messenger RNA. RefSeq names its product leucine-rich repeat-containing protein 57. Gene Ontology annotation, molecular function: protein binding. The coding region runs from base 235 to 1191 and encodes 318 amino acids. Lineage: Eukaryota; Metazoa; Arthropoda; Insecta; Diptera; Culicidae. The record is from RefSeq and is a predicted model, not a curated record. The transcript has a single exon.
GGUUGAUGCAAAUGGUGCAGAAUUGUCCGAUGACGGGCCGAUCGAAGCGCUACGAUCGGCCCCAUAUCGUGCUCAAUCGGUCCGAUAAUCGGGCCGAUGAUCGGACCGAUACGGGUCGACAAAUUUCAUAGGGGAGCUGUGUAGAAAACGGGUAUUUGUGGUACUCAUAAAUGGGUAUUUAUUCUGAUUCCAUCUAGUUUUCCGACACUCGUGUCAAGUUUUAGUUUUCGUAAAAUGUCAACAAAAUUAUUAUCGUCAAUAGAGAACCACAUUCUUUUUCAGUACGCGUCCUAUCUAACAGAACAAUGCAUUCGGCAGGAUGAAAACAAGAUUGACCUGUCACAUCUAAAGCUUCACAAACUCCCUUUUGAGCUGAAAAAAGUUACAUUUCUUUCCAAACUAUCACUGGAGGGUAAUUUUCUACAAUCCGAAUCGGUCACCGUACUCAGCCACUUAAAGUUUCUCCGUUAUCUAACUCUCAACAACAAUCGACUGACGAAGUUCCCCGAAGAGCUGUGCGAUCUCAAGUUUGUCGAAUUUCUCAACCUAAGUGACAAUCCGAUAGAAUGUUUACCGGAAGCGAUAGGGAAAUUGAAAAACAUAACCACGCUCUGGUGUAAUGACAUGCUGCUGAGUCAACUGCCCUCGUCGUUCGGCUCGAUGCGGAGGUUGAAAACUUUUGGCGCCCGGAAUAACCAGCUGGUCGCACUGCCGAGUUCCUUCGGUAGGCUACGGCGGUUGAAGUGGCUUUCGCUGGAGGGAAACCGCAUCAGUGUGAUGCCGGAGUCGUUUGAAUUGCUUCGAAACUUGACCCAUCUCAACAUGAAAGGGAACGAUUUCGUUCAGUUUCCGAUCGAACUUUUUCCGCUACGGCACUUAAAGUUCUGUUCCCUCGCCAACAAUUCAAUCAUGGCUGUCUCGGAAGCGGCACUUGAAAAUGCCAAUUUCAUCAAUACGCUAGAGUUGGGUGGGAAUCCAGUCGAUGUUGGUCAUUACGAAAAUUUCGGAAAUAUACAUGAUAAAAGACUGCGGUUGCAGCUUGACCUGACGGACGAAACGGUACAAGAGGAAUGGGAACACAGCUUGCCGAACAGUGAACUAAAUUCCCCCGAUACCAGCGGUGAUGAUACGGACAUGGAACCGUACGAGUUCGAUCUGCCGAAAUUGGCGAAAUACUGCUGUCCCAUGUGAUAAACCCGACUAUACGAUGGAUGUGAUG